Messenger RNA from Mollisia scopiformis, 474 nucleotides. RefSeq lists its product as uncharacterized. Gene Ontology annotation, biological process: regulation of transcription by RNA polymerase II. The record is from RefSeq and is a predicted model, not a curated record. Gene Ontology annotation, cellular component: nucleus. NCBI's taxonomy places the organism in Eukaryota, Fungi, Ascomycota, Leotiomycetes, Helotiales, Mollisiaceae. The transcript has a single exon. The annotation marks the transcript as partial.
GAUUCUCCUUCGGAUGACUCCAGCAAAGGCCGCUGUCCACAUCUCGAUUGCGGAAAGGUCUUCAAAGAUCUCAAAGCCCACUUGCUCACGCACCAAAUUGAGCGAUCAGAGAAAUGCCCUGUCCUAAGUUGCGAGUACCACGUCAAGGGUUUCGUAAGAAAGUAUGACAAGAAUCGGCACACCUUGACUCAUUACAAAGGAACGAUGGUAUGCGGCUUUUGUCCAGGCUCUGGAUCAGCGGCCGAAAAAUCAUUCAAUCGCGCUGAUGUCUUCAAGAGACACUUGACUACAGUUCAUAGUGUGGAGCAGACACCUCCAAAUUCCAGAAAGAAGACUCUGGAUAACGCAGAAAGCGGGAAAACGAUUUCAAAUUAUGCUCCCGAUGCUACUGGCAAAUGCUCCACAUGUUCGGGCACUUUUAGCAACGCUCAGGAUUUCUAUGAACACCUGGACGACUGCGUUUUGAGAAUCGUG